UGCCGGGGAGGAUGCCGCUCGUGGUGGUCUGCGGCCUGCCGGACAGCGGCAGGAGCCGGCGCGCCGAGGAGCUGCGCGAGGCGCUGGCGGCCGAGGGCCGCGCCGUGUGCGUGGUGAGCGACGCGGCGGUGCUGGGCGCGGAGGACGCGAGCGUGUACGGCGAUUCUGGCCGUGAGAAGGCGUUGCGCGGGUCCCUGCGAGCCGCGGUGGAGCGGCGGCUGAGUCGCCAAGACGUGGUGAUCCUGGACUCUCUUAACUACAUCAAGGGCUUCCGCUACGAGCUGUACUGCCUGGCCCGGGCGGCGCGCACCCCGCUGUGCCUGGUGUACUGCGUGCGGCCCUGCGGUCCGAGCGGCGGACUGCAGGCGGCGGGCGGGGAGGAGAACCGCGGCCGGGACGGCAGUGUGAGUUGGCGGCCGCGCUCUGAGGAGGGCGGGAGACCUCAGGCGGCAGGCGCUCCCAGGGAACUGCGCACAGCCGACUCUAUAGUAAACGGGAGAGCCCAGGCCGAAGGACGGAAGGAACUGGAGCCAGAGGAAGUCGGCGCAAGAGAUUCUUCACCUCCGCAGUCCGAAAAAUCUUCAAAGCCUCUGCCUACUAGUGCCUUUUACCCCCCGGAACUUCUGGAGGCCUUAACGCUGCGCUUUGAGGCUCCCGACUCUCGAAACCGCUGGGACCGGCCUUUGUUCACCUUGGUUGGCUUAGAGGAGCCUUUGCCUCUGGCGGAGAUCCGGACUGCCUUGUUUGAGAACAGGGCCCCUCCACCGCAUCAGUCUACGCAGUCCCAGCCCCUCGCUUCUGGCAACUUUCUGCACCAAUUGGACCAGGUCACCAGCCAGGUGUUGGCCGGCCUGAUGGAAGCGCAGAAGAACGCCGUUCCUGGGGACUUGCUCACGCUUCCUGGCACCACGGAGCACUUGCGGUUUACCCGGCACUUGACCAUGGCAGAACUGAGUCGCCUCCGUCGCCAGUUUAUUUCCUAUACUAAAAUGCAUCCUAACAAUGAGAACUUGCCUCAGCUAGCCAAUAUGUUUCUUCAGUAUCUGAGCCAGAGCCUGCACUAACAAGAGUAAGGGGGAAGCGAUGGCCCCUGACUUUCACUGCGUUGUAUUUAUCUGGGAAGAAAAGUCUGAAGGUCUGCAGAUAACAGUACUGUACUAGAUCCAUUGUGACUGAUUCACUCAAACUUUCCUGACUGCCUCUGUGCUAGGCCUUGAGGUUACUCCAUAAGUUGUGACUGGAGAGAACGGAGAGAUUGGAGUAUCCCUGACAAAUAGUUUCAGAGGCCAGAACUCAGGAGAAGACAGCUUGAUUAGAUUGGAUUCUACUGGGGAUAUCACACACCAUUGUUUUCCCCUAUCACAGCUGUGGGAGAGCAGACUGGAUGGAUGAGAAUUGCUUUAAAACAAUUGUCAACAGCACAGGGCACAGUUCCUCAUCUGUACCUGCCCUUUUUUCAUACUAAGCAUUUUUGAAUACCAUGCUUUUGGUUGGUCACUAUGAGACAGUUCACAGAUUCAAUGGUUUCUGUCCUUGGGAGGUGUUGAUUUUGUGUGGAACUGGAAGCAUAACCACCAAAUUAUUUUCUCUAUUAAAAUCUUUUAAAGUA
Otolemur garnettii (small-eared galago) is the source of this 1609-nucleotide messenger RNA. RefSeq names its product KTI12 chromatin associated homolog (gene KTI12). The record is from RefSeq and is a predicted model, not a curated record. Lineage: Eukaryota; Metazoa; Chordata; Mammalia; Primates; Galagidae. The transcript has a single exon. Bases 12 to 1064 code for a protein of 350 amino acids.